CUCUCUCUCUCUCCCCCAAAGAUAUCCCCACCGUCCGGAACCCUAAAAAAACCAAAAAAAAUGGAAAAAAACCAAAACAACCACCACCAGCAAUCCCAAAUCCACCACCACUACUACCAACCACAAAGUCCACUCUCUAUGGCGACCACACCAAUGAGUUAUUCCGAUCUAAGAAGAGCAAAGAGAAGAGGAAAUUAUAUGUGUGGUAGAUGUGGACAACCUAAAAAAGGGCAUUCCUGUAAUAUUAGUAUCACUGAUACUACUAGUAGCAAUAAUAAUAAUGGGAACACUAGUGGUGGUGGUGGUGCUGGUAAUACAGUAGCAGUAACGGUAGCAACACCAUCAACAGCAGAUUCAUCGAUUUUCUCAACACCUUUGCAUCAACGGAAUCCACCUCCUUUUCAUCUCCGCCGUGCUCUUUCUUUCGAUGAUGUUGUCGAUGAUAAUGAAUCUGGAUCUGAUGAUAAUCAUAAAGAUUUUGAAAAUGAUGUUGAAGUCAAUCACCAUCCUCACCAUCUGAAGUAUCCUCAUCCUCAUCAGCCGCGGCAGCAGAAUCAGAAGUAUUAUCACCAUCAUAAGACUCCGCAGCUGGAGCAGAAGCAUCAAGUUGUUGUACAUGUACCUGUAACGGGGGUAAAAGAAUUUAGGAAUGUUGGAUUUCCUGGAGGGAGUUGUCUAUGGGAGAUUUUGCGUAGAUUGCCUCCGCCAGCUCUACUAUCGGCAGCCAAAGUAUGUAAAGGUUGGAGAGAUUGUUCGAGGAAGAUUUGGAAAUCGGCAGAAGAACUUAGACUUAGGGUUCCUGUCAGAGCUAAAGUUUGGUUUAUUGGAUCUGUUUUGCAGAAAUGUACUGGGUUACUUAGAUUAUCUCUUACUAUGCAAAGUGAUGUUGAUUCGACGAUGUUUGCUUGCAUAGCGUUUUCAUGUCCUAAUUUACAAUCGAUGGAGAUUCGUACAACGGAUAAGGCGAUUAAUAGAAUUACUGGGGAUGAAUUGAGUCGUUUUGCUGCUGAUAAGAGGUUUCUCACGAGCCUUAAGAUUGAAGGGUGUUCCAACUUGGGUUCUCUUACACUGUCAUCUUCAAGUCUAUCAAUACUCUGGAUUUCAGAUCUUUAUUGUCUUUCUAAGAUGGUUUUCAACUGCCCCAAUUUGAAGGAGCUUUCUCUUGAUUUUGCUCGCCAAGAAAAUGAUUCUACUGAUCUUACCACCAUGGUGGAUUCUUUGGGAAGGACUUGCCCGAACUUACAAAACAUUCAUAUUGCGUCCCUCAGAUUGUCUCAUGCUACUGUACUUGCAUUUACUGCUGCAAAUAUGAGCUAUUUGCGUAUGCUCUCGCUUAUACUUGGUUCAGGAAUCACAGAUGCAUCUGUGGCAUCUAUUACGUCAACCUAUCCAGAUCUUGAAUUGCUUGACCUAAGCGGGUCAAGCAUCAGCGACGGUGGCAUUGGGAUGAUCUGCAAUGAGUUACCUGAGUCUCUAUGUAGACUCCUACUUGCCCUUUGCCCUAAUAUUACAUCAAGUGGUAUUCAAUUUGCCGCAGCUCGAUUACCUCAUCUUGAACUUAUGGACUGUGGAAUGACGUUAUGUGAUCCCAAACAUGAAGAUGUGAAUGCUAAUAAAGUCUCAAUCAAGGAAUACAAAGAUGGUAAAUCCAACUGCUCACUGAAACCUUUGAACAUCAAGCCAAACGUUAUGAUCCAGAAGCUGAUUAUCAAACAUGCAAGUCUGAAGAAGCUUAGUCUCUGGGGUUGUUCUGGUUUAGAUGCUCUUUAUCUGAACUGUCCUGCGCUUAAUGAUCUCAAUCUAACUUCUUGUACAAACUUACAACCAGAGAGAUUGUUGCUUCAGUGUCCUAGUCUUGAAAGUGUGCAUGCUUCUGGAUGCAAAGAAACUUUGGUGGGAGCAAUUCAGAGCCAGGUCUGCAAUGAUUUUGCCUCUUUAGAUGAUCUCUUCCCAUGCAAGCGCAUGGCUGAUGGUUCCAAGAGGGUUCGAGUUCCAAACUUUCUCGACCCACAGGCACCUGAGCUUGAGAAGAAAAAGAAAGUCCGGCGGCAGCAAUGUUCGGUGCAUGUUAAGUAGUUGACUUAUUUCUUUAGUUUGAAGGGUUUGAGCCUUUUCUAAAAUAACCCCUCACAUGUUUGUAAACUAGCAAAUAUAGCUGUGAUGGGUUGAUGCCUUGAUGGUGAUGUCUUAGUAGAAAUAAAAUGUACUUAUUCCUUGCCAUACACCACAGACCAAUCAGGAUAUUAUGAUUGUCAAGAUUGAACACAUAGGGACAUUAGGUAAUUUUGAUGAUGUCUAGGGCUGGAAAGAAAGCCUUUAGUGCAAGGUUUUUUCUCCCUACAAUAAGUGAUCUUAUUUGAUCUUCUCUAUUUUUAUGUAAUACUUCUAUUUCUCCCUUCUGACUGUAAAAUUAAAUUGUGGUACCAAAUUUUUAGAGCAGGCUUAUUAAAACUGAAGAUCUGUAGUUCGUGUAAUAUAAUGUUACCUAAUACAAACAAUUGUU
Messenger RNA from Papaver somniferum (opium poppy), 2503 nucleotides. RefSeq names its product F-box/LRR-repeat protein 17-like. Lineage: Eukaryota; Viridiplantae; Streptophyta; Magnoliopsida; Ranunculales; Papaveraceae. The transcript has 11 exons. Bases 61 to 2076 code for a protein of 671 amino acids. Gene Ontology annotation, molecular function: protein binding. The record is from RefSeq and is a predicted model, not a curated record.